Molecule: messenger RNA, 699 nt
Organism: Paraglomus brasilianum
Lineage: Eukaryota; Fungi; Glomeromycota; Glomeromycetes; Paraglomerales; Paraglomeraceae
Source: the annotation of a GenBank genome assembly
AUGACGAGAAAGAAUGGUAAGCAUAGUGGAUCGGCCCCAGUCACAAAACUCGGACGAUUGGUCAAAGAAGGAAAAAUCAAAGACCUUGAACAGAUUUACAAAUACUCUCUUCCUAUUAAGGAAUAUCAGAUUGUCGACACUAUUCUUCCAAAGCUAUCGGAUGAAGUCAUGAAGAUCAUGCCUGUGCAAAAACAGACACGUGCUGGUCAACGGACUCGGUUUAAGGCUUUCGUCGUAGUUGGUGACUCGGACGGACACGUAGGUCUCGGAGUCAAAUGCUCAAAGGAAGUAGCUACUGCUAUUCGUGGUGCAAUUGUCCUAGCAAAACUCUCCAUCAUUCCCGUUCGCCGCGGAUACUGGGGUUCCCUCCUCGGUGAUCCACAUACUGUUCCCUCAAAAGUCACUGGUCGCUGCGGAUCCGUAACUUGCCGCUUAGUUCCCGCUCCCCGUGGUACUGGCAUCGUAGCUGCGCCUACUCCCAAGAAGCUCUUACAAUUAGCAGGAAUCACUGAUUGUUAUACCACGUCUAGGGGUUCCACACGUACCCUGGGUAAUUUUGUCAAGGCCACGUUUGCUGCGAUUGGAAAUACGUAUGCGUUCUUGACUCCUGAUUUGUGGGAGAAGAUUGAACAUAAGAAGGGUCCGUACCAGGAGUUUAGCGAUAUCCUUGCCAAAGCGACUGAGAAGAGAAGGGUGUGA